Messenger RNA from Gryllus bimaculatus (two-spotted cricket), 365 nucleotides. The record is from the annotation of a GenBank genome assembly. NCBI's taxonomy places the organism in Eukaryota, Metazoa, Arthropoda, Insecta, Orthoptera, Gryllidae.
CGCGCGCCGACGCCUCCGAGCGCACGCUCUCGCCCGAGGAGCUGCCCAUGGACCCUCCGCUGCCCGGGGCGGGGCUCUCGCCCGCGCCUGGAGGUGCCAUGGACGCUGCGGAGACCAUCGACACCAUCGACCCGAUCGCCGCCAUGGGCUCCAUGGACGCGAUGGACGCGAUCGGUGAUCUGCGACACGACGCGCACGUCGUCCGCGCGACGAACGACCUCGAGGACGAACACGCCCAUGAACAUGAUCACGAUCACGAUCACGACCACGACCACGAUCACGACAACGAUCACGAUCAUGAUCGCGACCACGAGCAAGCUGGGGAGGAGACAUCGGAAGGCAGCCAUGAUGCCACUGCGGGGGCA